ACUACUAUUACUGCUACUACUACUACUACACCUUCUACUAUUGCUACAUCUACUGUUGCCUCUACUACCACAACAGGUUGUACCAGAUAAUGUUCUUAUUUCUCCAUGUGUCUGUUCUGUCUUUCAUUAUCAUCAUCUUUCAUCAUCAUCUUCUUCAUCUUCAUCUACACCACUCUAUACCACCGCAUUCUUUGCUUUUUCUUCACUAUCACCAAUACCGCAUCGAUUCUUCUCCGUUCGUAUUACCAUCAACCUCCCAUCCGUUCUUUUUCGUAUUUUCGCAUGUAACAUUCCAUACCUUUUCAUAUGUCACUCGACCCCGGCACUUUCCUUUAAAUUAUUAAAAAAUUACAAUACUUUUCGUUUAAAAUUCAUGCAAGAAAAGUUCGAAAGGAUUUACUCUUAUUCAAAAAUGAAUACAUUUAGUUCUGGCAACCGU
Zychaea mexicana is the source of this 439-nucleotide messenger RNA. RefSeq lists its product as uncharacterized. Lineage: Eukaryota; Fungi; Mucoromycota; Mucoromycetes; Mucorales; Lichtheimiaceae. The coding region runs from base 90 to 344 and encodes 84 amino acids. The transcript has a single exon. The record is from RefSeq and is a predicted model, not a curated record.